This is a messenger RNA of Prorocentrum cordatum, 402 nucleotides long. NCBI's taxonomy places the organism in Eukaryota, Dinophyceae, Prorocentrales, Prorocentraceae. The record is from the annotation of a GenBank genome assembly.
AUGGCCCUUGGCAUAGCCGUCUCGAGCGCUGUGCGCAGGACCAUCUUGCACCGCAAGUCGGACGUGGACAUGCAGCCUGCGGUGGCUCUGGGGCUGCUGCUCGUCUCCCUGGUCCUUUUGGCCCGGGAUGCCGCUGCAGGAGGGGCUGCCUGGGAGGUGGGCCAGCAAGACGUGGCACCGCUGCUGCUGCUGGGCUUGGUGGUGGUGCCCAUGGGGAUGACGCUGACGACAGCGGGGUCGCAGCUACUACCAAGCGCGGAGUCCGGGAUGCUCAUCUGCAUCGAGACCGUGUGCAGCCCGGUCUUGGCGGCCUACGUGGUCGGAGACAGUGUGCCCGCCCGCGAGUGGAUCGGCUUGGCCAUCGUGGUUGCCACGCUCACCGCGCACGCGGCGGCACCGUGA